Molecule: messenger RNA, 1845 nt
Organism: Paramuricea clavata
Lineage: Eukaryota; Metazoa; Cnidaria; Anthozoa; Malacalcyonacea; Plexauridae
Source: the annotation of a GenBank genome assembly
AUGGUUCUGGAGGUAGCAGAGGCUAAAUUGGCUCGAACUUCGGCUAAACGCGUAUUUAAUCGGAACGUCAAGAAAUUAGUUGACUCUAUUAACUCUAAAGAUACGGCUGCAUUAAUCGAGAGUAGAUUUAAAGAUUUGAAGCAGCUCUGGGAUGACGUCCAACGGAAGCACGAAGGGUAUAUAGAAUCGCUGGAAAAUUCGAAGACGACUUAUGAUGUUGAGCAAGAGGAUGGAUGGAUUGAUGAAAUGGAUAAAGUUUAUGAUGACGUGUUACGGCAAAAGUUGGCAUACUUUGAGACCGUAGAAGAGGAUCAAAGGGAAAUCGAACGGCAACAAGAACAAAUUUCUAAAGAGAAAGAAGAUCAAAUUCGUAAGAAAGAGGGCGAUAAAGCUAUUUUUCGAGCUGAACAAGCCCGCAAAGUUGAAGAAAUCGCAUUUAGACAAGAGGUGGAAAAUCUAGAAGAGGCAUUAGCUGCAGAGAUAGACAAACCCAAUCCGGCAGCAUCAAUGCUUGAAACGGCAAGAACUGAGCUAAAAAGACAACUUGAAGAGUGUAAAAGGGUCAAUGGUGAAUAUGUUCUGCUACUUGAUGCUGAGACAGCUGGUUAUGAGAUAGCUUGGUUCACGAGUCUCCAAAAGAUUUAUUCGCAAAUAUCUAAAAAAAUCGGCGACGUUAUUCAACGGAAAAGUGAUACCAAAGGUAAUGCAAUGAGAGGAAGCACAAUGAAACUAGAAAGAAUGAAAUUACCCCAAUUCAGUGGAAAUAUUCGAGACUACCCUCGUUUUCGAUCAGAUUUUGAAAAACAAAUCCUACCAGAGUUGGAAUCUGGAAAAGUUGCAUAUGUCCUCAAAUCAAUUCUCUCGAAGGUGAAGCAUUUGAUGCCAUCUACAACUUAGAUGAUGAUGUAACGAAAAUGUGGAAGCGAUUAGAUGAGAAAUAUGGUCUGCCAUCAAAAUUAGUCGAUGUUGUUGUAUGUGAUAUUAAGAAUAUAAAGCACUUACAGGAAGGAGAUGAUCAAUCAUUUCUAGAGCUUAUAAAUACGGUUGAGAAAGGCUAUCAAGAUCUAGCCAGAAUCAAUAUGGAAUCUGAAAUAUCCAAUAGUGGAACAGUCAGUUUAAUCGAAGAACGAUUGUCUCGUGACAUUAAUUAAGCGGGAAUGGUCUAGAGAAGUCAACAGAUCAACCAGCAAAGUAGAACAGAAAAAUAAGUUCCCGUAUCUUCUCCAAUUCCUUCAAGAACAAAGAAAGAUUAUAGAAUACGAGCCAUCAGAGCUGAGGACUGGAGGGGAUCAUGCUCGCAAAGGUCGUGUCCACAUGAUUGACCGUGAUGGAAAGUUUAUUGAAGACAAAGAAGCUACAAAGACGACCAGGUGCUUAGUUCACAGCUCGAGCACGCAUAAUACAGCCGAUUGUAGAGUAUAUCAAGAGAUGGCGCCUGAAGGGAAAGUCCAGUUGUUAAAGGAAAAGCGAGCUUGCUGGUCAUGCCUCAAGAUUGGUCACCGCUCUAUUGACUGCAGACAACGCAAGAAAUGCAACAGUGAUGAUUGUUCAAAAUAUCACCAUGAUUCCUUACACGUAGCCCACGUUCAAGGGGUUGCAUUCCAUAUACCAUAUUUUUCCCGGCCAAAUUCUGACGCAGAUGGAAAGGAAUCGGGAACUUGCUUGCUGCAGGUGAUGAAAAUAAAAUCAGCUGUCAAUGCUGCUCCUUUAAAUGUGCUGUGGGACGGUGGUGCAACCAUUAGUCUGAUCACCUUUGCUAAAGCACGUGAGCUAAGUUUGGAUGGAGAGGAAAUUAGGCUGUCGGUUGUCAAAGUUGGCGGUGUCAAGGAAGAGAUGAGAUCAUCA